AUGUCAUCCCCCUUUCCAGCAGACACACCAAGUAGCAAUAGACCUUCCAACUCCUCUCCGCCCCCAUCGUCAAUAGGUGCUGGGUUUGGAAGUAGUAGCGGUCUCGACUCACAAAUAGGCUCAAGGUUGCAUUUUCCAAGUUCAUCCCAGCCGCAUACCACUAAUUCACAAGCAGGUCCUUUUAUUAACGAUUCCACUCAGUUCAGUUCUCAAAGGUUACAUACCGAUGGUUCCGCAACUAAUGAUGUAGAGGAAAAUGAACCUACUAGAAACUUCAGAAGUAGAGCUUUGAAUCACGUCAAGAAAGUUGAUGACGUUACCGGUGAAAAAGUUCGCGAAGCUUUCGAACAGUUUUUGGAAGAUUUUUCUGUUCCAUCUACGGAUACUGGUGAAAUCGAGAAAGUUUAUAGGGCACAAAUUGAAUUUAUGAAAAUAUAUGACUUAAACACCAUUUACAUUGACUACCAACAUUUAUCUAUGAGAGAGAAUGGUGCCCUAGCUACGGCUAUUUCCGAGCAGUAUUAUAGAUUUUUGCCUUUCUUACAAAAGGGAUUAAGAAGAGUAGUAAGAAAAUAUGCACCUGAAUUGUUAAACACAAGCGACUCCUUGAACAGAUCUGGGGGUGAUGAGGUCGAAGGAAACGCUGAACAACUAGGGGAUGAUGAUAUGAAUGGCUCAAGUUUACCAAGGGAUUCUGGGUCAUCUGUCGCACCAGGAAACGGGACAUCUGCCAUGGCAACGAGGUCUAUAGCAACUUCUACAUCUCCUGAACAAACGGAACGUGUUUUCCAAAUUAGUUUCUUUAAUUUACCAACAGUUCACAGGAUUCGUGAUAUAAGAUCUGAAAAAAUAGGCACAUUAUUGAGUAUAUCGGGGACAGUAACCAGAACGUCUGAAGUCCGCCCCGAAUUAUAUAAGGCAAGUUUCACAUGUGAUAUGUGCCGUGCUAUGGUCGAUAAUGUAGAACAGUCUUUCAAAUACACUGAACCGACAUUUUGUCCCAACCCAUCAUGUGAAAACAGGGCCUUUUGGACUUUAAAUGUUUCAAGAUCAAGGUUUCUUGAUUGGCAAAAAGUCAGGAUUCAAGAAAAUGCCAACGAAAUACCCACAGGUUCAAUGCCACGUACAUUGGACGUCAUUCUUCGAGGUGACAGCGUCGAAAGAGCCAAGCCUGGUGAUCGCUGUAAAUUUACUGGUGUAGAAAUUGUAGUACCGGAUGUUACACAACUGGGGCUUCCAGGUGUGAAGCCAAGUUCAACAUUAGAUACCAGAGGUAUUUCGAAGACUACUGAAGGCUUAAAUAGCGGUGUUACGGGCUUACGUUCCCUUGGUGUUCGUGAUUUGACGUAUAAGAUUAGUUUCUUGGCAUGUCAUGUGAUAAGUAUUGGCUCAAAUAUCGGUGCAAGUAAUCAUGAUACCAAUUCCGAUAACCGAGGAACUGAACUACAGAUGGCCGCUAACUUGCAAGCUAACAAUGUGUAUCAAGACAAUGAAAGAGAUCAAGAAGUAUUUCUAAACAGUUUGAGUUCCGACGAAAUUAAUGAGUUGAAGGAAAUGGUGAAAGAUGAGCAUAUCUACGAUAAAUUGGUUAGGUCCAUUGCCCCUGCAGUUUUUGGUCAUGAAUCUGUAAAGAAGGGUAUUCUACUCCAGAUGCUUGGUGGCGUUCAUAAAAGUACAGUUGAAGGUAUCAAGUUGAGAGGUGACAUCAACAUUUGUGUUGUCGGUGAUCCUUCUACUUCUAAAUCUCAGUUUCUUAAAUAUGUGGUGGGGUUUGCGCCAAGAUCAGUUUAUACUUCCGGUAAGGCGUCAUCAGCUGCAGGUUUGACAGCUGCGGUUGUGAGAGAUGAGGAGGGAGGUGACUAUACUAUUGAGGCAGGUGCUUUAAUGCUUGCCGAUAAUGGUAUAUGUUGUAUUGAUGAAUUUGAUAAAAUGGAUAUUUCAGAUCAAGUUGCAAUUCAUGAAGCUAUGGAACAACAAACCAUUUCUAUCGCCAAAGCUGGCAUUCAUGCUACCUUAAAUGCUAGAACUUCAAUUUUAGCGGCCGCAAAUCCAGUAGGUGGAAGGUAUAAUAGAAAGUUAUCACUAAGGGGUAACCUUAACAUGACGGCACCGAUCAUGUCGAGAUUCGAUUUAUUUUUUGUUAUUCUUGAUGAUUGUAACGAAAAAAUUGAUACGGAAUUGGCAGCCCAUAUUGUUGACUUACACAUGAAAAGAGAUGAAGCCAUUGAGCCGCCAUUUAGUGCUGAUCAAUUGCGUCGGUAUAUCAAAUAUGCACGUACUUUCAAACCAAUUUUAACUAAAGAAGCCCGGUCAUACUUGGUUGAGAAGUAUAAGGAACUAAGAAAGGAUGAUGCUCAGGGAUUCAGCAGAUCGAGUUAUAGAAUCACCGUUAGACAGCUUGAAAGUAUGAUUAGAUUAUCAGAAGCCAUUGCUAGGGCCAAUUGCGUCGAUGAGAUUACUCCAUCGUUUAUCGCAGAAGCUUAUGAUCUUUUGAGGCAAAGCAUUAUUCGUGUUGAUGUGGAUGAUGUGGAAAUGGACGAAGAAUUUGACAAUAUAGAAAGCCAAAGUCGCACCGAGUCUGGAAAUAAUGAUAACGAUAACGGCAAUGGUGACAACGAUGCUGAUAUAGGAGCUGGUAGGACAAUCAGCGAACCACCAGUAGAAAUAGGAAUGGGGCAAACCGAAGCUACGAGCCCUCCAGCUUCAGCCGAGAAAAAGAAAACAACAGUAACUUAUGACAAGUACGUGUCAAUGAUGAAUAUGAUUGUUAGAAAGAUUGCAGAAGUUGACAGAGAAGGUGCAGAAGAAUUAACAGCUGUUGACAUAGUCGAUUGGUACUUGUUACAGAAAGAAAACGAUUUAGGCUCACUGGCAGAAUACUGGGAAGAGAGGAAGUUAGCGUUUAAAGUUAUAAAAAGGUUAGUCAAAGAUAGAAUUUUAAUGGAGAUUCGUGGUACCAGACACAAUUUAAGAGAAAUGGAGCAUGUCGAAAAUGAAAGCAAAGUUGUUUACGUCAUUCAUCCAAAUUGUGAAGUUUUGGAUCAAUUAGAACCACAAGACUCUGUGUAA
Messenger RNA from Saccharomyces mikatae IFO 1815, 3069 nucleotides. It is a transcript of the gene MCM6, whose product is annotated as MCM DNA helicase complex subunit MCM6. Gene Ontology annotation, molecular function: single-stranded 3'-5' DNA helicase activity; single-stranded DNA binding; ATP binding. The transcript has a single exon. The record is from RefSeq and is a predicted model, not a curated record. Gene Ontology annotation, cellular component: nucleus; MCM complex. The coding region runs from base 1 to 3069 and encodes 1022 amino acids. Gene Ontology annotation, biological process: double-strand break repair via break-induced replication; DNA replication initiation; mitotic DNA replication. NCBI's taxonomy places the organism in Eukaryota, Fungi, Ascomycota, Saccharomycetes, Saccharomycetales, Saccharomycetaceae.